This is a messenger RNA of Aethina tumida (small hive beetle), 523 nucleotides long. RefSeq lists its product as uncharacterized. The transcript is spliced from 3 exons. Lineage: Eukaryota; Metazoa; Arthropoda; Insecta; Coleoptera; Nitidulidae. The record is from RefSeq and is a predicted model, not a curated record. The coding region runs from base 1 to 384 and encodes 127 amino acids.
AUGGAAUUCAAAAGUUUGAUCGUGGCGUGUGCUCUUUUGGUUGUUGCCGUUGUUGGCAAGUCCAUUGAGACAAUAAAGGUUAAAAGUGACGUACAUAAUAUUGAGUUAUGUCCGGGAGCCCCCACCCAUUUCGUAUACCAAGCUGAAGUGAUUGAAGAAGGUAAAUUUUUGCAGAAACUUACUGAAAUUAGAAAAUAUCCAUCAGAAGGAACUACAAAUACGGCAAAAAUUACUUGUAUUUUUGUUGAAGAUUUAAUUGGUAAUAAUAAUGGAGGUUACCCCACAUUAGACAGUGGUGGCAUUGGAUUCACUCAUGUGGCUAUCAAAAUGGUAUCACAAUUGUCUAAGGGAAUGGCCUUCCGCAUUUCAAUAUACACUGCCUAAAAUGUUUGAUAAGCAAAUUGAUUUAUAAUAAUAUGUAAUUUGAGUAUUAAUCCGUACAAUUUAAAUUAUGUUUUAGUUCAUGAAUUAAUAUUAAAAAUUAUAUUAACAAAAAAUUAUUACGUCAUUCAUCUUUUUAAAA